UUCCUCUCUCUCUUUUUCUCCCGCUUUUUUUUAUUUUCUUUUAUUUUCUCUACAAUUUUCCCUCAAAACUUCCCAAACACUCGUCCGAUCUCCCUAAAUCUCAUCCCUUUUUCUCUCCCCCACUGUUCCUCAAUCAAAAUUUUCCCUCCAAUUUUCCCUUUUCUUCUCCAAUUUCCCCAAACCCUCUCAACCGAUCCCCUUUUUUCUUCUCCUUUCUCUCGCUUUUCUCUCCGAGUCGCGAUUCGAUCUCCGGUUUGGAGCCAAUCCAUGUCUAACUCCUUGCCGCAGCCGCCGGAGCAGAUCGCGCAUCCGCCAUUGAAGCGGCAGCUUCCCUUUUCGUCGAUGAAGCCGCCGUUUUCAGUUCCCGCCAAUUAUCACCGGUUCGGUCCUGACCUCCGCCGGCUCACUUCCGAUCAAGAAGAUGAGGCCAUUAUUGUUAAGUCCCCACAGUUAAAGCGGAAGAAUGACAUGACAGAUCAUGAAGUUGAAUCUAGUGAUAGAACAGCUGGUCCUAGAUUUACCGAAGUAGUUAACAGCCCCCUUCAGACUCCUGUAUCAGUAAAAACGGGAAAGCCAACUAAAACAUCAAGGCUUACAAAGUGCAGUAAAUCUAGACCUCAAACUCAAACCCCCGUUUCAAAUAUUGGUUCUCCCUCUGGCACUAACCUUACCCCAGCUGGUCCUUGUCGUUAUGACAGCUCGCUCGGUCUCUUGACCAAAAAGUUCAUCAAUUUGAUCAAACACGCAGAAGAUGGUAUACUAGAUCUAAAUAAAGCUGCUGAUACUCUAGAGGUGCAAAAGAGACGAAUAUAUGACAUAACAAAUGUCCUGGAAGGAAUUGGUCUCAUAGAGAAGAAACUCAAAAAUAGAAUUCAGUGGAAGGGACUUGAGGUGGCAAGGACAGGGGAUGCAGAUGAAAAUUAUGGUAGCCUACAGGCAGAAGUUGAGAACCUAUCUAUCGAAGAGCACAGAUUAGAUGAGAAAAUAAGACAAAUGCAAGAAAGAUUGAGAGACCUGAGUGAAGAUGAAAAUAAUCAAAGAUGGCUGUUUGUCACUGAAGAAGACAUAAAGAGUUUACCCUGCUUUCAGAAUGAAACUUUGAUAGCAAUUAAGGCUCCACAUGGCACCACGCUUGAAGUCCCAGAUCCUGAUGAGGCUGUGGAUUAUCCUCAAAGGAGAUAUAGGAUAGUCCUAAGGAGUGCAAUGGGUCCCAUAGAUGUUUACCUUGUCAGUAAAUUUGAAGAAAAGUUUGAGGAGGUUAAUGGGGUUCAGGUCCCUACAAACUUUCCAUCAAGUUCAGGGAUUAAUGAGAACCCAGAAACAUCAAUAACUGUAGAGAAUAGAGCUGAGGACAUCGAGGCGCAGCCACAAUUUGAUGAUGGGAUUGGUGUGGAUCCUAAUGCCACACAAGAUUCAAUGAGUGGGAUGAUGAAAAUUGUUCCCUCAGAUGUUGAUAGCGAUGCGGAUUACUGGCUCUUAACUGAUGCUGAUGUUAGUAUCACAGACAUGUGGAGAACAGAUCCUGCAGUUGAAUGGAGCGACUUAGGGUUUCAUGACGACUAUGCAAUGAUUAAUGCUAGCAUGCCAAGGCCCCAAAGUCCAAAUUUGACUGUGGCGCCUUCUCAUGAGAAUCCUACGGGAGUUGAAACCACCUCUAAUAAUAAUCGAUCUGGAAGUUAAAACUUCUAAUAGAAUAUCGUGUUUGCUAUUCUAUAGGAAAUUCACGAGCUUGUCUUUCAGGAAACCUAUGAUGUCCAACCACGCCCCUUACACGCCUAUGCUGUUCGCUGUGAAGGUUGGAUGGAAGGUUCCAUGACUCUGGAAAUUUGAGAGCUGGAGAUAGAGGUAGUUGACUCAUUGUACAGGUUAAGUAAUACGUAACAAUGUAUCUAGUGGCCAUUAAAAAUUACAAUUUGUUAUGUAUCUGUGUAUAUUAGUUGCAUUCUAGAUUUUGACUAGCUGCUAGACAUCGGGUAAAGUAGAAUUCGGAUAGUGAUCAGGGAAGUUAAAAUGAUGGUACCGUUAACAAUUUAGUGUAGAAGAACCAGAUCGGAAAGACAGUUGGUGCAUUAUCUGUAUAUCUCUUUUCUUGACAAUGUUGUGAGGUGAUUGAAGUAAAUACCACUUGUUGCUGCACAAUUU
Molecule: messenger RNA, 2142 nt
Organism: Morus notabilis
Lineage: Eukaryota; Viridiplantae; Streptophyta; Magnoliopsida; Rosales; Moraceae
Product: transcription factor E2FB
Exons: 14
Coding region: 268-1680 (470 amino acids)
Biological process (GO): regulation of transcription by RNA polymerase II
Cellular component (GO): RNA polymerase II transcription regulator complex
Molecular function (GO): DNA-binding transcription factor activity, RNA polymerase II-specific; protein dimerization activity; RNA polymerase II cis-regulatory region sequence-specific DNA binding
Source: RefSeq, a predicted model, not a curated record